AUGGAUGCACAUAUUUACCCGCAGCCCCUAGUUUUUCUGCUCUGUGCCGUUACCAUCUUUGAAGUCUCUCUUUUCUGUCUGCCGCCGCAUUCCCUCUACCGCGCCGCAGCCAUCGCUCUGCUCGCGGCCGUGACCUACAGCUUCCAGCUCAGCCUCCUGGAACACAUCCCAAAUCGCGCCUUUCUAUCUCUCGCGUUGGGCGCAACCUGGACUACAUUCUUGAACGCUUUCGAGAUCCUUAUUGUGUCAAAUGUCGGCCCUCAAGACCCCGGCCUUCAGUUAGCCAAUUCCGAAAAGCCGAUCUACCAGGCACUUCGGGCAGCCACAUUACCAUUCAACUGGCGGCGCAUCGGAACUAAGUGGCAGAUUAAGGCCCCAGCCUCGACGGAAGAUGGCUCCAUACCCGGGCGCGUGCGUUUCCUUUUCAGGAGACUGGGUGUUCUAAUCGCCUGCUAUCUCGUCAUAGACCUCUGCGCUGCCGGUCCUCCGCCAGACCCAAAUAUGAUCACGAGAGAGAAGCAAACUAUCUCGUAUCUGCUUGCUGGCACGGGGGCAACCUCAGAAGACGUCGGUUUUCGGGUGAUAAGUACCAUUGUCUUCCUUAUCAACGCAGCCCUUGGCGUGAUCGGGGUCUACAACCUUCUAGCAAUAGUUGCCGUCCUUUGCGGUGACCAGCCACAGAGCUGGCCUCACAUCUGGCAGGGCUGGCCGAGUCAGGCGUAUUCUGUGAGAAGAUUCUGGAGCAAUUACUAUCACCAAGGUCUGCGUAAGGCGCUCAGUGGGCCAGCUGAUUGGAUAGUUGAUUUGGUUAUCCCCCGUGGUAACCUAAUCUCGCGGUACUCGCGGCUCGCUCUUGCAUUUUUCUUCUCUGCAAUGCUACACCACCAGGCUGAGGGAUCUGAAAAUGGACAAUUAAUUUUCUUCAGCAGUCAGGCAUUUGGUAUCAUGCUAGAAGAUACAGCUCACUGGCUGUAUAGCUUUAGCCCCAUACAGCUCCCUCGACACGUUGAGCACGCCUUGGGGUACCUUUGGGUGCUAGUAUGGUUAGUGUGUCUCGUGCCGUACUGGUCUUAUUCGACAAUGCGCAUAAUAGACGACCCUGUGAGGGAUCGAGCAACGUUUGAGAUUUUCAAGAAGGUCUUAUCCAAGUAA
Messenger RNA from Trichoderma asperellum CBS 433.97, 1152 nucleotides. RefSeq lists its product as uncharacterized. Lineage: Eukaryota; Fungi; Ascomycota; Sordariomycetes; Hypocreales; Hypocreaceae. The record is from RefSeq and is a predicted model, not a curated record.